Molecule: messenger RNA, 4263 nt
Organism: Cyclocybe aegerita
Lineage: Eukaryota; Fungi; Basidiomycota; Agaricomycetes; Agaricales; Hemipholiotaceae
Source: the annotation of a GenBank genome assembly
AUGGCAGAUGAAAGCGCGCGACUGACCUAUGCCCGCCACUCAAGGCACCACGACGACACACACGACCAGGACAACGGCAGCCCCCCAAUGCCCCUCCCAGACCCCGCCCUCUACCCAGACCCCUACCCCUUCAGGCUUCCCCAUCACCAUCUCGCUAACCUCCCGCCCCUCUCCUCAGGCGCUUCCUCCUCCGCAUCCACCCGCUCGUCCGCCUAUACAAGCUCAGGAAGUGCUCUCGCAUAUGCGGACUACUCCAACGUCCAUGUAGCCUCGCCCGACGACGAACACGUUGGUGUGGGCAUCACCACCGACGCUGUCGUCCAGAUGCUUGCAAACGAUCCCGCGCAAUCGUCCUCUGCUCGCGGGCCCACCCAACGCACGCCGGAACGCACCAGGUGGUCCGAGUCGUACUCGGGCAGCGUUCGCUCACGAUCCUCGUCGCUUGGCAAUGGUGCCCAGAGUCACGAGAUCUCUCCCCCUCCUCCCCUCUCCCAGAAGCCCAGCUACGACAUCAGCUGGCAGACCGUCGACGAGAAGGACGAGACCGAGGACGAGACGGACGACGAGCACGCCAUCGACCCUAUUCCCAACGAGUUAGACGACAGCCACGAGGAACGCACUGCCGCCGCCGUUGUUGCAGAUGAAGGCCGAGGUCUCAUAGUACAGGGGGAUAACGUGCCCAUCGUUCAGCUUCAGGUCCAGCCAGGCACAACCCAUCUCUUGAUUGGAUCAUCUUCAACUCCCAAUGCAGUACCUUCGUUUUUGACCUCCGUGCUUCCCCAAAUCGGCCAUUCCCUCCUGGCUUUGGACAUCUCCGCCAACUUCCUCGGCGCCCUACCUCCUGUCCUUGCCGUCUGCGAAUGUCUCGAAGAGCUCAACGUCGCAUCAAAUCCACUCCGUGUCCUCCCAGUAUUUCUGGCUGACUUGACAAAUCUCCGCGUUUUGAUUGCUGAUUCCACUGGCAUCAACACACUGCCCGACGCACUUGUUGAUCUAGACAAGCUCCAUACAAUCAGCAUUCGGAGAAACAAGCUCCAUGCUCUUCCCAGUUGGCUCUGUCUCCUCCCAGCUUUGCAGACCCUAUGUGUCGACGGCAAUCCCUUCCAGGGUCCGUGGAAAGCACUUGUAGAUCCUCUACUCGCCAAGGUUCCCACCACCCCCGUUUACCCCCCUUCAACCCCCAUGAUGCCCCUAUCGGCUGGUGCACAGAGUUGCAACGGCACGGAAACCGACGGGACUGAUACAGAAGACCUUUCAGACCACGAAGGCUCCAGCCCGGGUCGUACCGGCUUUGCCUCUCCUCCCGAAGAAGACCACACGAUCACCCCUGAACGCGCAGCGCUUGGUCGAGCAACAACCUCACCACUUCCCCAGACGACCAAUCACCCUCCUCUGCUACAAGCUAAGCCUCUCACUCGGACACGAACAACCCCAAAUCGUGCUUAUUUUGACCAGACACGAGCAGCAGCAACAGGUACCGCUCCCCCCGAUUCGCGGGGCACGCGGCAGGCACCUUUGGGAAGAAACGACGACCCUGGCGGCGAACAUGAGAUCCGCAAAAUGAAGAGCGCAGGCGACCUUCGACGAGGUAGGUCAGCGAACGCGUCCGUCGCUGCAAACGGUGUGCCCCCACAACCGCCUCUAGUCAAUUAUUCCGGAUCCCUUUCGAGUUCUAACCUUCUGAACAUGGGCAACAACGCACCUGUGAAUGGUUCGUCUUCCGACCAGAUGUACAACAAGCGAUUCGCGAGCUUGGGCCCCAGUUCACAAUUUGGAUCGUCGUCGCGUCCUUCGCCAAACGCAGCUAGACCACAGUUGAGCAAGUCUAUGUGGGAUGGUUCUCCGGGGCCGAAUGCGUCCCACGAGAUUGGCGCUAUGGCACGGUCUUCGUCUUACGGCCCCUCAGCAUCUAUGCCAGUUCCGCAGCUUCCGAAACAUGGAGACGCAGGUAAGGCGGCCCGGCAGCGGUCAUCUCGUGAGAAGGGUAGCCGGUGGGGUUUUUUGAAGAAAAUGUCAAUGGGCAAGAUGAAACCGGAUACACCGUCUCCCUCACCGUCUGGUUCACCAAAUCCUCCUCGUAUCAGUAGACCACAGACAUCCGCAGGUUCUUUUCCACCCCAGCAUGGGUCCGGUUCCAACAGGCCCGGCCCGGACGGGCCAAGCUCAAGUGCCUUGCCCCAGAUCGACCUUCGCCUAUCCACCAGCGGCAUGCUAGAUGCAUUGCCGUCUAUACCCUCUGCGACGAUCGCCCCUCCAAACGCUCCAAAUCCUCCGAAACCACCCCCUUCCAACACCUUGGCACCUCCUCCCACCUCCAAUGGCCUCUUAUCUCCGCCUACAACAACACCAAGAGCGAAGCGCCGGAGCUUCCUACCCAUCGAUGCACCAGGUUCCAUGUCACUGAGCAUACCGGAGAAUUCAGCAUUCGUGACCGGCGUGGUCGUGGCACACGAUGGCGAAGAAAACUCACAAGGUCCAGAUCCGACAAGGGCCACUACUCCGAGCCCAGUACUCAGCAACGAACAGUACAUCCGGCGUGAGGAAGAUCGUGCACGAGACGCAUAUAUGCGUGCUUUGCGUUCGGUCAUGGCCUACUUGAAGGAUAUGAACGACCUUGGCACGCUCCAGCAGAGUAAUCCACUAAGCAUGUAUGGUUCAUCGGCACAGGAAGAGCAUGGCGCUCGGUCACGGCGACCCACCAUUGUCGAGCGGGAGGUGUCCAUGGCGUCGACUGGUUCGACCAGCCUGGCCUCGGAUAGUUCUGUGCAACUGCGGUCGUCUGACUCCAUUGCUGGUCUGCGGAGUGGGACAUCGAGUCAGACGCUGAGUGUGGCAACGACGGAUAGUACUGGCUCGGGAGAAGAGCGCAAGUAUAAGGACGAUAAAGGGAAGCGAGCAGGCGUUAUCCGCGAGAUUGUCGUUCGAGCUGACGAGGCUGUUCUUGUGUGCAGGACCGAGCGGACUUAUGUCAAGGGGUUGCAAGAGCUUGUGGACAUUUAUAUCAAGCCUGCGGCUACUCCGGUUAACCUACUCAGUGGCGUUGGGUCAACCAAGGACACAGUUGUUCCAGCGUCUGAGCGGAAGGUUGUUUUUGGUGGCAUCGAUGCAUUGUUCUCCUUCCAUCAUGACAGCUUCCUCCCCGCACUCGAAGUUGCAGCGGCGCCUUUGAUGAAACCGACUCCGGAGCUCGAUAGCGACGGUCAACUUUCCUCGAGCGUUGCCAAGGCGGUAGGAAAUAUCUUCGUGAAGCAUGCUGCCUUCAUGAAGAUGUAUUCGAGCUAUAUCAACAACUUUGACAGUUCGGUGCAGCGAGUGAAGUAUUGGACGUCGGACAAGAAUGCCCCUGGUACUUCGAGCCCAGGUAAUGCCCUGUCUCCGUCCUCGAGUACCACGCAGCUCGCGGGUCUAGGCAUCAGCAUGGCGAUGGCGAGCGCGCCAAAUGGCAUUUCAGAUAGUAUGGCUUCCGCGACGGGUAUCCCCAAUUUGACCACAAGUCAGCGGAAGAGGAUAAAGACCUACCUCAAACGGUGUCGGCUGAACCCUAGGCACACACAGCUCAAUCUUGAAGGAUACCUCUUGCUUCCUGUUCAACGGGUACCCCGAUAUAAGCUUCUUCUGGAAGAGCUUUUGAGGAGUACUCCUCCUACUUAUGACUAUGUUGAUGAUCCAUUGGACCGGGCAUUAGCUGAGAUCUCAUCUCUGGCAACCAACAUGAACGAGGGCAAACGCGAGUCGGAGUCGCGGAGGAAGCUCGUACAAUGGCAAACGAGGAUACGUGGCAAGUUCCCGAGUCCGCUCGUACAACCUCAUCGACGCCUCAUCAUGGACGGUCCUCUCAUGCUAACACGCGUCGUCCGAAAGGCGGUUGUUUCAUUCGAGGCAAUCAAUGCACAGGGCGAUGCGUCUACUGUUCAAGUGGACUGCCUGGCGCCUGAGUUGACACCUCGACCACUUAUUGGGAUUCUUUGCAACGAUCUCUUGGUUCUAUGUCGCGAUCCUUCCGAUGGACAGGAUCCAGCAUCGUUCGUGGAUUUGUGGGCCGUGCUGAGGAUGCAGACUCUGCCUCAACCGGCAAGCAUCGUUCAUGGAAAUGCUCUGCGCCUAGUGGAUAAUAAGGCUAUAUUAUAUUUCGAUGCCCCAUCACCGUCCGACGCCUUGAAUUGGUAUCGAGGUCGGUGUUCUUCUCAUCUUAGUGCGACAUGUGGUCUCAACGCAGCCUUCGCCACAGCGAUUAAUUUGCACAUCCCCGCCUCAAAGGCUUAA